Molecule: messenger RNA, 864 nt
Organism: Sparassis crispa
Lineage: Eukaryota; Fungi; Basidiomycota; Agaricomycetes; Polyporales; Sparassidaceae
Product: Protein YIP5
Exons: 7
Coding region: 1-864 (287 amino acids)
Biological process (GO): vesicle-mediated transport
Cellular component (GO): Golgi apparatus
Molecular function (GO): small GTPase binding
Source: RefSeq, a predicted model, not a curated record
AUGGCAUAUGUCUCUAUAGAAUCCGACGAUCGUAUUGAAGAGGGACCUGACGGUCUCCAAUUCCAAUCAUUCCUCGAGUCGGACGCUCAUGACACCAAUCAGGGCGGGAAUGCUGGGACCAAUGCUCCGAGAGGAUUCAUCCCAGAUGGCGGUACCCGCAAGGUAAGCUUCUGGACAGCAGAGUACUACCAGGGUUAUUUCGACGUCGACACCAAAACUGUUCUCCGAAGAUGUUACAUGACGAUGUACCCACCACGGGCAUCUUCGUACAUUUCUACGCAUCUCCUGCCCGCACCAGAUCUCUAUGGGCCCUUUUGGACGCUCACCACGCUGAUCUUCUCGCUGUUCGUGUGCUCCUCACUGGCCUCUUCCAUAGCUGCGUACCUGUCCGAUCCUGCAUCAUCCCCCAACGACGCAGUCAUUGAGUACGACUUUGGCCUGCUGUCAAUUGCCGUAGCCCUCGUGUAUUCGUAUGGCCUGGGUGUUCCGGUAUUACUCUGGCUGGCGCUUCGCUAUAUGGGAGUCGGUGAGUGGAGCGUCAUUGAGGCCAUCGCAGUGUGGGGGUACGGCCAAUUUGUGUGGAUUCCGGUGUCGCUCCUGUGUGUCAUUCCAGUGCCGCUUGUGCGCUGGAUCCUCGUCGGGAUCGCUUUCAUUAUGUCGGGUUGGUUUCUCGUUGCGAACAUCUACCCUAUACUUGCUUCGGCGGAUAACAAACCUGUCCGGCUUAUGGUGAUUCUGCUCGUCGUUCUACACGCAGGCCUCGCGCUGUGCUUGAAGGUGCUCUUUUUCAGUUACUAUGCGGUGAAGCAGAUUGGAGUCGGCGAUCCGACCUCUGACCCGAUCCCUACUCCCGCGUUAUUCUGA